AUGCCGCGCAAAGUGCCCAUCUCAAACAAACGCCGCAAGGAGCAGCUCCUCGUCAAGCGCGCUCUCAAAAGAGGCGACAUGACUGCAGAGGAGCACGACCAGCUUCGCUCGCAGCAAAAGCUCAAGACAGAGAAGAAACGCCCAGGCCAGGUCGCCGCUCGCUCCGAUGCACCUGUAGAUGCCAGCUCGAGAAAGCUACAGUCCAAGUUCAUUGCUUUGUCCUCGGACUAUGUGGUGAGGACUCGAGAGCUGGCCUAUGCGCUGCCUCUGGAACGACCAUUGCCAGCGUCAAGUGCCGAGUUUCCUCUUGGCGUUCUCGAGGACAGAGACCCUGAAAGACGUCUCACUUGUCCAGCAAGACCCAAAUUCAGGUAUGGCCAAACGAAGAAGGAAGUGGAGAAGAACGAGGAAGGUGUGUUCAAAAAGUGGUUGAAGGGGGUGGAGGAAGUUGUGCAAGAGUAUGUCGAUGGAGAAGAGGAACAAGUCGAAACAGAAGACGAGACUUUCAAUCUUCCUCGAGGACCAACGUGGUUCGAGACCAACCUAGAUGUCUGGCGAGUCACUGAAUCGUCACAAGUACUGCUGCUUCUCAUGGACACUAGGUGUCCCCCUCUACACUGCCCGCCUUCUCUACGCACCCACCUCCAGUCUCUCAGUCCCAACAAGGAGAUCAUCUUGGUGUUGACCAAGUCUGAUCUGGUCGAUGCUAAAGCUUUACAAGGGUGGAAGCAGUGGGUCAAGGGAUGGUGGGGACAGGAAGGCGUUCAGGUCGUCAGUGUGAGAUCGUACGAUAUUGAGCUCUUGCGAGAGGGCAAAGGGCGUCACAAGCCCGACAUUCCUCAACAGUCCCUCGACGAGCUCAUCUCGGCUCUUAGAGCCGCCCACGAGCGCCUUCUCCAGCCCCCAGCACGAGUUCGAGACGACCCCGAGAAGCUGAAAUCGUGGAAAGCUCCCACCCGCCCCACUGUCGACUGGGCUGCUUUGACUGAAGAAAGCGAGGUCGUACUCUCUCUGAAAAAAGAAAAGAUGCAAGUCGCUGCCGAAGUUGCGCAAGAGGCGGAUGAGUCAGAGGCAGAAACGAGCGGGGAAGGGUACAGGAGGGAUCUUGCUACGGAACCUUUCACGCUGGGCUUGAUAGGCCAGCCCAACGUUGGCAAGUCGUCUCUAUUGAACGCCUUGUUGGGUGAGCAAAAAGUCAGGGCAAGUAGGCAACCCGGAAAGACCAAGCACUUCCAGACCAUGUUCUGGGGCUCAAAGAAGGAAGUCAAGAUUGUCGAUUGCCCAGGUCUGGUUUGUCCUUCUUUGGCUGGGUUGGAGGUGCAAGCCUUAGCUGGUAUCAUUCCCAUCUCCCAGAUCCCCUCCCUCCCCUCCUGUCUCACCUUUGCCUCCUCACACCUCCCCAUUGAAACCAUCUUUAAGAGGGCAAGAAAGAGGGAUGAGGAGCGUAAGCAUAGAUGGAGCGUUGGCGGUGUGUUGGAAGAGAGGGCUAUUGAUAAAGGAUUCAUGACUGCCAAGGGCGGUAGACCGGAUAUCAAUCGCGCAGCCGACGGAAUGAUGCGUGCACUGGCAGAUGGCAAAGUCCGUUGGGGCUUCUACCCACCAAAGACUUCUGGCAAGGAAGGUGCAGGUAUCUGGCUGGGUGAUGAUGUUGACGAAGCCGGGGCUGCUGACGGGCCGAGCGCGGAAGAGGAGACGGCGGAGGAAGACGAGGACGAGGAUGUGGAGGAUGGUGAAAGCCAAUCUGACGAGGAAGAGCUUUCAGGGAGUGAAGAGGACGACAAGAUGCCGAUGAAGCAGGCCGGGGGAUUCUUUGCGGCUUUGGAGAUCAGCGAGGACGAAGAGGAUGAGAGUGAGGACGAGGAGUAG
Cryptococcus wingfieldii CBS 7118 is the source of this 1866-nucleotide messenger RNA. RefSeq names its product GTPase. The coding region runs from base 1 to 1866 and encodes 621 amino acids. Lineage: Eukaryota; Fungi; Basidiomycota; Tremellomycetes; Tremellales; Cryptococcaceae. The record is from RefSeq and is a predicted model, not a curated record. Gene Ontology annotation, molecular function: GTPase activity; GTP binding. The transcript has 8 exons.